AUGCUUGGAAGAGUCAGACUGGUUGGUGGUUCUCGCUGCUCUGGGAGAGUGGAGGUGCUUCAUAGGAAGACCUGGGCCACAGUGUGUGAUGCUGACUUUGACCAGCAGGAUGCAGAGGUUGUGUGUAGAGAGCUGGGCUGUGGGCCUCCUGUGGAGGUGCUGGGAGCUGCUGCUUUUGGCAGAGGGGAGGGUCAGGUGUGGACAGAGGAGCUUCAGUGUAGAGGCAAUGAAUCUGAUAUUUAUUCAUGUCCAACAUCAACUAAACUCAAACAUGACUGCUGCCAUGACAACGAUGUGGGUCUAUUGUGUGCUGGAACAAAUUCUUUUGUGAGGCUGGUGGAUGGUAGCAGUCGCUGUGCUGGGAGAGUGGAGGUUCUUCAUAGAGGACAGUGGGGAACAGUGUGUAAUGAUGACUGGGAUAUGAGAGAUGCUGCAGUGGUGUGUAGAGAGCUGGGCUGUGGGGAGGCUGUAGAUGUACUGGGUAAUGCUCACUUUGGACCAGGAUCAGGACCAAUCUGGAUGGAUAAUGUAGACUGUAGUGGAUCAGAGUCUUCACUGAAGAACUGUAGAUCAGCAGGUUGGGGUAAACAUGACUGUAAUCAAACUAAAAAAGCUGGAGUAAUCUGCUCAGGAGUGAAGCUGGUUGGUGGUCCUCACCUGUGUUCUGGGAGAGUGGAGGUGCUUCAUGGGAAGACCUGGGCCACAGUGUGUGAUGCUGACUUUGACCAGCAGGAUGCAGAGGUUGUGUGUAGAGAGCUGGGCUGUGGGCCUCCUGUGGAGGUGCUGGGAGCAGCUGCUUUUGGCAGAGGGGAUGGCCAGGUGUGGCCAAAGGAGCUUCAGUGUAGAGGCAACGAAUCAGAUAUUUACUCAUGUCCAACAUCAUCUACACUCAAACACAACUGCAUUCAUGACAGUGAUGUGGGACUGGUGUGCAGUGUGAGGCUGGUGUAUGGUGGCAAUCACUGUGCUGGGAGAGUGGAGGUUCUUCAUAGAGGACAGUGGGGAACAGUGUGUGAUGAUGACUGGGAUAUGAGAGAUGCUGCAGUGGUGUGUAGAGAGCUGGGCUGUGAGGCUGUAGAUGUACUGGGUAAUGCUCACUUGGACCAAUCAGGACCAAUCUGGAUGGAUGAUGUGGACUGUAGUGGAUCAGAGUCUACACUGAAGAACUGUACAUCAGCAGGAUGGGGUAAACAUAACUGUUACCAAACUAAAAAUGCUGGAGUCAUCUGCUCAGGAGUGAGGCUAGUUGGUGGUCCUCGCUGCUCUGGGAGAAUUCACCUCUGUUCAAAAUCACCUUCAAUUAAACAUAACUGCUCCCAUGACAAUGAUGUUGCACUGGUGUGUUCUGGCAGUGUGAGGCUGAUGAAUGGUAGCAAUCGCUGUGCUGGGAGAGUGGAGGUUCUUCAUAGAGGACAGUGGGGAACAGUGUGUGAUGAUGAGUGGGGUAUGACAGAUGCUGCAGUGGUGUGUAGAGAGCUGGGCUGUGGGGAGGCUGUAGAUGUACUGGGCAAUGCUCACUUUGGACCAGGAUCAGGACCAGUCUGGAUGGAUGAUGUAGACUGUAGUGGAUUGGAGUCUACACUGAAGAAAUGUAGAUCAAGUGGAAUGGGGGUUAGUGACUGUCAUCAUGGCAGAGAUGCAGGAGUUAUCUGCUCAGGGGUCAGAUUGGUUGGAGGUUCUCAUUGCUCUGGGAGAGUGGAGGUGCUUCACGGGAAGACCUGGACCACAGUGUGCGAUGCUGACUUUGACCAGCAGGAUGCAGAAGUUGUUUGUAGAGAGCUGGGUUGUGGGGCUCCUGUGGAGGUACUGGGAGCAGCUGCUUUUGGCAGUGUGAGGCUGGCGGAUGGUGGAAGUCGCUGUGGUGGGAGACUGGAGAUUCUUCAUAGAGGACAGUGGGGAACAGUGCGUGUUUAUGGAGUAAAUGCAAUAGCUGGAGUAGUGGUGUGUAGAGAGUUGGACUGUGGAGAGCCAGUGGGAGUUAAUAUGGCUGUACCAGGAUCAGGACCCAUAUGGAUAAGUCAUUUGAUCUGCAGUGGAUCCAAGUCUAUACUGAAACAUUGUGGAUCACUGGGUUGGGGUGAACAUAGCUGUGAUCAUGGUUAUGAUGUUGAAUUCAUCUGCUCAGGUCACACAGCGGUGCGUCUUGUGAACGGCUGGGACUCCUGUUCUGGUCGAGUAGAGCUCCAGUACCUCAGUGACUGGGGCUCAGUUUGUGGUGAUAGCUGGGAUAUGAGAGCUGCCAACGUAUCUGUAGCCCCUGUUAUUACAAGCAAAGUAACCACCAACUCCAUCUCAGAUGUAAAGUCAGAGAUGAUAACCAGUCGUCCAAAAACUCCAACAGCAGCUACUCUGUCUGCUUCUCCAGUGGUCCUGCUGGUACUGGGAGUGCUACUUUUCAUGGCCUUAGUGCUUCUUGCUGGGCUGGUUUACCAGAACAGACUGCUCAGGAGUGUACUCUCUAAGUGGAGGUGUAAAAAUCUGCCUGAAGGAAUCUAUGAAGAGAUCAACCACAGAGUCAUCACUGAAAGAACACCUAUCUCAGCUCAAAGAGAACAUAUCAGCUCUGAGGUGGAGCAUUCUGGUUAUGAGGAUAUUGGUGAGGAGCUUCUGUCAGAACGUACCCGCUCUGAAGUACAACAUUCUGGUUAUGAAGUUGUUGGUGAAGAGCUUCUCUCAGUUACAGCAAAAUCUGUCAAUGAAGAAAAGACUGAGUAUUAUGAUGAUGCCAUCACCAGUAGUGGUCUGACAAGUGACCUAGGCACAGAAAACACACCAGAGAAUUAUGAUGAUAUCAGACCUGGACAGAUACCUGAUAGAGUAGAAAAGGAUGUGGUAGAGAUCGAUGAUAAUGCCGUUACUCUUAGACCAAACUCACAUGUUGCAACAGCUCUCACUCCAGAGGACUAUGAUGACGUCAUCUCCCCUGGACAGGACUCAGGAGGUGGUACAGUCUAUGAUAACCUGUAA
Messenger RNA from Electrophorus electricus (electric eel), 2967 nucleotides. NCBI's taxonomy places the organism in Eukaryota, Metazoa, Chordata, Actinopteri, Gymnotiformes, Gymnotidae. The record is from RefSeq and is a predicted model, not a curated record.